This is a messenger RNA of Pterocles gutturalis (yellow-throated sandgrouse), 939 nucleotides long. RefSeq names its product family with sequence similarity 86, member A (gene EEF2KMT). The annotation marks the transcript as partial. The record is from RefSeq and is a predicted model, not a curated record. The transcript is spliced from 7 exons. NCBI's taxonomy places the organism in Eukaryota, Metazoa, Chordata, Aves, Pterocliformes, Pteroclidae.
GAGCUGGAACAGAGCCUGCGGGCCGCGCCGGACCCCGCCCUGCUGCUGGAGAUCCUGCACAAGACCGUCCUCCACCCUCUGUGUCUAAAAUAUCCUCCUUCCACCACGUACAGGAGGCGCUUCCUAACUGAGCUCAUCAAAAAGCACGAAUCCACAGCAGCUGAGCCCCUGGAUGAGCUGUACGAUGCGCUGGCAGACAUUUUAAAUGAAGAAGAAUCUACUCACUGCUACAAAAACUACUUACUGCCCACAGGAGAAGCUGUUACCCUUUCCGAGAGCAUGGCAAUCAUCUCUGGAGGAACCACGGGGCUCGUCACGUGGGAUGCUGCUCUUCACCUCGCCGAAUGGGCGGCAGAGAACGCGACAGUUUUCAGUAACAGGACAGUCUUGGAAUUAGGAAGCGGGAUCGGCUUCACUGGCAUCGCAGUCUGUAAAACCUGCAGUCCCAAGGUGUAUAUAUUUAGUGACUGCCACCCCUGUGUUCUCCAACAGCUAGCAGAAAACAUCCGUUUGAACGGCUUUGUCCUGGAGCCUGAAACUCCUCAUCACACCCGAACGGAGUCCCAAGACCCCGAGGCAGAAGCAAAAAAUUAUCAAAACCCAAAACUAAUUGUUGCAGAGCUCGACUGGGGCUCAGUUACAGAAAAAGAACUGUUGGAUCUUCAACCGGACAUCGUCGUUGCAGCAGAUGUGGUGUACGAUCCAGAGAUCGCUUUAGCCCUUAUUGGUGUGCUGCAAAAACUCUCCACUUGCCGGGCCGAUACAAAACCUCCCGAGGUCUACAUUGCUUCCACCAUUCGUAACCCAGACACGUAUCACCUCUUCCAGGCUGAACUCGAUAAAGCUGGGAUCGGAUGGCGGAUUAUUCCAGCCCACAGCACCAGGAUUUUCCUCUAUGACGAGCAGCCAAAUGUAACUAUUCUACAGCUAUUUAUAUAG